UGUCCGAACUCAGGUGAGUCACGGAGUGCAGAGGGGGCGUAACCGGUAGUAGACGUCGAACAACGACCGUGUCGGCUCGCAACGCGUCCAAGUCGAACCAACACCAUCCCCGAGUUUGCCAAAGAGCGAAAAGAGUUGACUUUGUGGGCAUUCCGAUCCCCUCCGGCACCCUCGGCUGAAGCGUUUUUCGACCCACUUUCCUGAACCAGCGUCAUUUGACAAGCGCCGUCGGGAAGCGUUGGGACGGCGUUCGGAGUCGCGGUCAUCCCAGAGAGCGCCAUGGCGGCCUCGGGUCUGAUCCAGGACGACGACGACGACCACAUCCGCCCCCACGUGGAAGUGAGCGUCACGGCAACGGCGCCCUCCUCGCCCGCUCGCCCGGACGGCAGCCCCGCGUCCCCGCCCGCGGCCGACGCCCCGGACGGCAGGAGCAAGCGCAGCAAAAUGAGCGGUCUCCUCCAGCAGAACCAGCUGGUCCAAAGCCUGAGCAGCGGCCUCAAGCGCCACUGCGACUACGUCAAGAUCUCCAUGCGUGAGGAGCGCGCCGACCGCCUCCCCAAGGAAUGGUGGAAGACGGGCGUGGCCUUCCUCUACGCCGUCUUCAACUUGAUCUUCACCACCGUGGUCAUCACCAUCGUGCACGAGAGGGUGCCCGACAAGUCCGUGAGCCCGCCGCUGCCCGACAAGUUCUUUGACUACGUGGGCCGCGUUCCCUGGGCCUUCACCGUCACCGAGGUCAACGGGCUGAUCCUGGUGGGACUCUGGCUGGUCCAGUGGCUGCUCCUCAAGCACAGAGCCAUUGUGGGACGCCGCUGCUUCUUCCUCAUCGGAACACUCUACAUGUACCGCUGCAUCACCAUGUACAUCACCACCCUGCCCGUGCCGGGCCAACACAUGGUGUGCGCGCCCAAGCUGUACGAUGACUCGACAGGGAAGAUCUGGAGGAUUGUGCGGCUCAUCUCCGGAGGAGGCUUAUCUCUGACCGGCUCCCACAUGAUGUGCGGCGACUUCCUGUACAGCGGCCACACGGUUAUGUUGACCCUGUCCUACCUCUUCAUCAAAGAGUAUUCUCCUCGCUGGAUGUGCUGGUACCAGUGGAUCUGCUGGCUGCUCAGCGCUUCGGGCGUGCUCUGCAUCCUGGUGGGGCACGAGCACUACAGCAUCGACGUCCUGGUGGGAUACUUUGUCACCACCAGGCUCUUCUGGUGGUACCACACCAUGGCCAACACGCACGCUCUCCGUCGGGCGCCCAACAACUUCCUGUCACGCACGUGGUGGAACCCCGUGUUCAACUUCCUGGAGCGAAACGUCCAGACGAACGUGCCCGUGGUCUUCUCGUGGCCGUUGACGCUGCCGUCCUCGUGCCGACAGCGCUACCGCAUGGUGGAGGGCGGGAGGGACGAGUGAGGCGGCGGCGGCGCCCCCCGGUCACGCUCAAAACGCUUCUUUUUGUGGCUUCGGCUGACGGGCGAGGCGCCAACAAAGAGUCACCCACUCACUCAAUCAACGUUGGACAGACUUGAAAAGCACACUGGUCCCGCCACGAGUUUCAAGAGCACAAAGCUUGCAGAGCUCAGCGCAACCUCCUCCUCGCUCUUUCCCGCCGACGGCUUCAUGACGUCGGACGUGCGGUUUGUCUUGGCUUAGCUCUUAGCGUUUUGAUGGCCGCGCCAUCCGUCGUCCGGACUGCCGGCGAGUUGGCUCGAUCAAGUCCGGCGCUUCUCUCCUUUACUGGACGACAAACCUUGCCGCGCAAUCUCUCCAUUUGUUCGCUUCCCCUCUUCGGCUCCCGAAUGAAACGUGUUGCUGUUUCAUGUUGUGAUCGGAAAGACAAUGAGCUCACACACGGUUGGGCGUCAAUAAAGCCCGAGACAUGGAUAUCGCUCUGUCGGGAGCUUUUAUUCAACAAGCCACGGCGCUUCGCCGGGUUCCACAAUCGACAGCCGCUCUCGGUUGUUGCGCUUUCUCUUCUCUUCAUGAAACAUUUGUCUGAGAGAAACUUAACAGCUUUUUGUUUGCUUGCAAGGAAGCCCCACGGCAGCAUUCACUCCCC
Hippocampus comes (tiger tail seahorse) is the source of this 2053-nucleotide messenger RNA. Its product is annotated as phosphatidylcholine:ceramide cholinephosphotransferase 2-like. Gene Ontology annotation, cellular component: plasma membrane; endoplasmic reticulum membrane; Golgi membrane. The transcript has 7 exons. The coding region runs from base 280 to 1407 and encodes 375 amino acids. NCBI's taxonomy places the organism in Eukaryota, Metazoa, Chordata, Actinopteri, Syngnathiformes, Syngnathidae. The record is from RefSeq and is a predicted model, not a curated record. Gene Ontology annotation, molecular function: ceramide cholinephosphotransferase activity; sphingomyelin synthase activity. Gene Ontology annotation, biological process: ceramide biosynthetic process; sphingomyelin biosynthetic process.